Messenger RNA from Canariomyces notabilis, 2874 nucleotides. Its product is annotated as kinase-like protein. Gene Ontology annotation, biological process: protein autophosphorylation; regulation of autophagy; reticulophagy. The record is from RefSeq and is a predicted model, not a curated record. Gene Ontology annotation, cellular component: phagophore assembly site; autophagosome; phagophore assembly site membrane. Gene Ontology annotation, molecular function: protein serine/threonine kinase activity; ATP binding. NCBI's taxonomy places the organism in Eukaryota, Fungi, Ascomycota, Sordariomycetes, Sordariales, Chaetomiaceae. Bases 1 to 2874 code for a protein of 957 amino acids. The transcript has 3 exons.
AUGGCUGAGCGACCAACUUCCGCCUCAUCGAGGCGAACAAAGCCAAGCAGUGACGACGCUAUCGGGCACUUCGUUAUUGAUAAGGAGAUAGGGAAGGGGAGCUUUGCUCAGGUUUACUCUGGCCGCCACAAGGUCACCGGUGCCUUGGUCGCCAUAAAAUCUGUUGAGCUUGGCCGUCUAAACAAGAAACUCAAGGAAAAUCUCUAUGGCGAGAUCAAGAUUCUCAAGAAGCUCCGUCACCCCCAUAUUGUUGCCCUUCAUGACUGCGUCGAGUCGGCUACACAUAUCAACCUUAUCAUGGAGUAUUGCGAGCUUGGGGACUUGUCGUUGUUCAUCCGCAAGCGGGACAAGUUGAUCACUAAUUCGGCCACGCAUGAGCUCGCGCGCAAGUACCCCGUGGCGCCCAAUUCGGGCUUGCACGAAGUCGUUACCCGCCACUUUCUGAAGCAGCUUGCCAGUGCCCUCAAGUUCUUGCGAGAGGGUAACUUUGUCCACCGGGAUGUCAAGCCCCAAAACCUGCUGCUGCUCCCUUCACCGCAGUGGAGGGAGGCCAACAAGACGGUGAAGCAGAUUCUAAGUGCCAGUCACGAUUCCCUCACGCCGGCCGCUGGACUGCCCUCGCUUCCCAUGCUCAAGCUGGCCGAUUUCGGGUUUGCUCGUGUCUUGCCUUCCACGUCGCUGGCUGAGACCCUCUGUGGAUCGCCGCUGUACAUGGCUCCCGAAAUCUUGCGCUAUGAGCGGUACGGCUCAAAAGCGGACCUGUGGUCGGUUGGCACCGUGCUGUACGAGAUGGCGACAGGAAAGCCGCCAUUCCGGGCCGGAAACCAUGUGGAGCUAGUCCGGAAAAUCGAGGCUGCGGAUGAUGUUAUCAAAUUCCCCCGUGACUCCAUUGUCAGUUCCGAGUUGAAGGGCCUGAUUCGAGCUCUGCUUAAGCGGAAUCCGGUGGAACGUAUGAGCUUCGCCGAUUUCUUCGACCAUCCCGUCAUUACUGGGCCCAUUCCGGACCUCGUUGAGGAUGAUAUUUUAGACCAGGAAAGGCAAUUCGCGAAAGAGGCAAGGGCCGCUGCAAAGCCGGACGAGGCCCCGACGCUAUCGCGUAAACAGUCUGUCCGGCGAAAUCCUGCGGAGCAGGAGGUCGUUCUUCCGUCGCCAAAGCCGCGCCGGUCGUCACCACUCGCAACUCCUAUUGAGCCCAAGCCAAAUCCUUUAGAGCAGAUAUCCAACCCCCGUGAGCAUCUGAGCUACUCCCCGCGACAGGAUUCCGGCGAAGCGUUCGGCAUACGCCGUCCACAGGUCCAGCCGUCUACUUCGGCCCCGACUCGGCCUAUCUCGUAUGUGGACAGGAGUCGGCGGUAUUCAAAUGCCUCGUUGAGGGCAGCCCUCCGUGAAGCCCAAGCCUCAUCUGAAUUCAGCCGUGACGAUCCAUCAAAUCACGCCAAGUCGAAGAGUAGACCCCUUACCGAAGAAGAAAAGGCUGCCCAAGACGUGGCGUUUGAGCGCGAUUACAUAUUUGUCGACAAGACUGCUGUCGAGGUCAAUGCGCUUGCAGACCAAAUAUCCCUGUAUCCGCAGCAAUCGCAGUCUCCAAAGUCUGGCCAGAUCGUUAGGCGCGCCACACAGCAAGGGAACCCGACGUCGAUAACCGGGGCUGUGCCCAGCCACUCGUCCAGAAACCACCACGGCCGAGGAGACCACUAUCGGCAAGCUUCAUACGACAAACCCCUGUCCAGCAGCCCCAGCUCGACGACCUCAGCUAUCUCAAAGGCCAUCCAAGACGCUAGCAUCAGGUUAUUCGGCUUCAAAUAUACGCCCCACCUGCUCGGCCGAGGGCAAUCACCGCCGCAGAUCUACAGUCCGUUCCCGGCUUACCCGACACCUUCCGUACCGGCUGGCUUGAUCUCGGAUGGGAAACAAGGCACUCCAGUGGAUGAGGAUUCCCGAGUGGCCCAAUGCAUUGAGGACUACGCAACGCGAAGUGACGUUGUGUACGGUUUCGCCGAGGUCAAGUAUAAGCAACUCGUCCCACUAGCUCCUUCUAUGGAACAUGGUCUUGGGGGUGUCCCCGCCGACAAGAUGGCAGAGGACGAUGAGGGGCUCACGGCGGAGGCGGUGGUCGCGCUCUCUGAAGAAGCCCUGGUGCUCUACGUCAAGGCCCUGUCACUCCUCGCAAAGUCAAUGGACAUUGCUAGCCUAUGGUGGUCACGCAAGAGCCGGGCCGAUUCUAGCAACAGCAUCCACCCGGCCGCUCGGGACGCUGUCAACAGCCAGGCAUUGGCCUUGAAGAUCAAUGCCGCCGUCCAGUGGAUCCGGUCCCGGUUUAAUGAGGUCCUGGAGAAGGCCGAAAUCGUGCGGUUAAAACUAAUCGAGGCACAGAAGCAGCUACCCGAGGAACAUCCUAGCCAUCCCAGCAACCACCCGCCCGAGGCAAAUUCCAUUAGUGGCUCGGGGGCCGAAGGCGUAUUCCUCUCUGCCGGCAUAAGCGCCGAGAAGCUGAUGUACGACCGAGCCGUCGAGAUGAGCCGCACGGCCGCUAUCAACGAGAUUGCAAGCGAAGAUCUUCCUGGGUGUGAGAUCUCGUACAUCACGGCCAUCCGCAUGCUAGAGGCCGUGCUGGAUAAUGACGAUGACCACCUGCCCAAACUCCGCGGCUCGACAUCGUCUAGGGAUGAAAAAACCGUCGCCACUCGCGACGAAGCCUCGGGCGAGAUGAGUGGCGACGACAAGCAGACUGUUCAAAAGAUGAUUCAGAUGGUCAGCCAGAGGCUUGCAUCCCUCCGGAAGAGGAUGCAUGCGAUUGCCAUGGCAUCAAGAAGCCAGCAGCAGCAACAACAGAUCAUGGCGCGGCGCCGCAGCGGCGAUAUGACGCCCCGGUGA